Rhinichthys klamathensis goyatoka is the source of this 2178-nucleotide messenger RNA. RefSeq names its product ETS variant transcription factor 5a (gene etv5a). Bases 231 to 1805 code for a protein of 524 amino acids. Gene Ontology annotation, cellular component: nucleus. Gene Ontology annotation, molecular function: sequence-specific DNA binding; DNA-binding transcription factor activity, RNA polymerase II-specific. The record is from RefSeq and is a predicted model, not a curated record. The transcript has 13 exons. Lineage: Eukaryota; Metazoa; Chordata; Actinopteri; Cypriniformes; Leuciscidae. Gene Ontology annotation, biological process: cell differentiation; regulation of transcription by RNA polymerase II.
CGAGCAGUCCAUUUACAAAAACCUCAUUCAAGUUUUGAGUGUUGAAGAGAGCGCAUGUAUUGAUCAGUGCGAGCGGACGGCAUCCUUUUGGGAUUACAACCUGAAACCGUGGUUUUUGAGUCCAUUGCGAGCCGUCAUCUAUAGGAGAAAACCGACCCAAAGAGGUCAAUAUAACAAUCGCUUUUAAGCGAAGACCCUUUUCUGGGAGCCUCCUUGAAGACCCAGGUGACAUGGAUGGAUUUUAUGACCAGCAAGUACCAUUUAUGGUCCCACCUAAUCAGAAGUCAUUGCAAUUGGAGGAACCGUAUAUACGACCAGUUAAUGAGAGAAAAAGAAAAUUAGUGGAGACUGAACUCGCUCAGGACACAGAGGAACUUUUCCAGGACCUCAGCCAGCUGCAGGAGAUCUGGAUCGCAGAAGCUCAGGUGCCCGAUGACGAACAGUUUGUCCCAGAUUUCCAGUCGGAGAGCUUGAUGUUUCAUGGUCCGCCACUGGCGAAGAUCAAACGGGAACUGAGUCCCUCCAAAGAGCUCUCCCCCUGUAGCCAGGAUAGAAGUCCCAUGCCGUAUGGAGAGAAGUGCCUUUAUAGCUACAGUGCCUAUGAAAGGAAGCCCACAGCUGGGUUUAAGCCAUUGACUCCUCCCUCAACACCCGUUUCGCCAUGUGGCUCCGCCAACACUCUGGGGACACGUCCGCUGCAUGAACAGAGUCCUCCCCCUGUCUCCAACACAACAUUAGGACAGCGUCUCCUUCAUGGGCAGCCUUCAAUGACCAAGACGUCGCCUAGCCAGACGACACUCCCUCACCAUAGCCAGAGCCCACCUUUUGCAGUGCCCUGUCCACCCCUAAACCGUGAACCUCACUUCAAUAAUGAACCUAGGUUUCAGCGGCAACUUUCAGAGCCUUGUCUUCCAUUCCCACCUUCUGACACACAGGGAAGACCCAACUUCAUGCCACAGGUCCCCAGCACUUCACCAAGAGAUGGAAGGCCACCUUACCAUCGGCAAAUGUCAGAGCCUCUGGUUCCCGUGCCUCCUCAGGGCUUCAAACAGGAGCUUCUAGACCCCCGCUACGCUGAGCAAGGUGUUCCCAACAUGGGCCCAUCCCAGGCUGCCUUCCACCCAAUGGCCAUCAAGCAAGAGCCACGAGACUUCUGCUUUGACUCUGAAGUGCCUAAGUGUCAGUCUUCAUUUGGGAGAGCAGCAAGCUUCUACCAAAACCAUGAGAACUUCUCAUUUGACCGAGAUCAACAGAUGUAUUUCGACGACACCUGCGUGGUUCCCGAGAGACUUGAAGGGAAGGUAAAGCAAGAGCCCUCUGUUUAUCGGGACGGCCCACCAUACCAACGUCGUGGCUCCCUCCAGCUUUGGCAGUUUCUGGUUACGCUGUUGGAUGAUCCUGCCAAUGGUCAUUUUAUUGCCUGGACAGGACGUGGAAUGGAGUUCAAACUUAUUGAGCCAGAAGAGGUGGCCCGACGCUGGGGCAUCCAAAAGAACAGACCGGCCAUGAACUACGACAAGCUGAGUCGCUCACUUCGUUACUAUUAUGAGAAGGGAAUCAUGCAGAAGGUAAAGGUUGCUGGUGAGAGGUAUGUGUACAAAUUUGUGUGUGAUCCCGAGGCCCUCUUCUCCAUGGCCUUCCCAGACAACCAAAGGCCCAACCUUAAAGCAGACCCCGACGGCUUGCCCGGAGUGGACGACGACACUCUUCCGUUGGCGCACUAUGACGAGGGGGCUUCGUACUUGGUAGACGGUGGCGAGCAGUGUGUUGCUGGGAUGCCUUUCCCUGACGCUUAUGUGUACUGAGCAUGAACCCUUGAUCUAACUGAAACACAUCUGUCCCUCUUGCCUCGACUCCUUUUGAACUGUUGCCCACUUCCAGAUUAACCCUCCCAAUCAUUAAAAAAGAACGAGGAGAAAUCUGCGAGCCACCUUUUCUCUGGCGUCAGCCCACGAGGAGGUGUCAAGGAGGUGAGGAAAGUUGGUUUCCCACGCUUAAACCUUCCUCGUGGCAAACGGUCUCUGCCGCAGAGAUGAAGAGGUUGAGCUGGAGCUGACCGGCACUGAAAGACUGACGGAUCUCACUGCAAGAAUUGUAGCAAUUCUGUUUUUGACAAUCUGCUUUUUAAAAAAAAGAAAAAUUGGUAACAAACUAUUAACAGACAUCCUCACAGAAAAA